GGUGGCUCCCUUAUCAGCGUACCGUUCACGAUGCACGCCCGUGAAUUAUGCUCGAGCCGAAGGAAAAGGCAGCGAUACCGAGCGUGCACCGUGUUUAUCAAAGGAGGUGGGAGCACCUGCCACUUCCAGUACGUCGGGAAAGCGCGGGAUGGAUCAGUCAGUGUCCGACGCACCCGUGUGAUCCAUCGAGCGCCGGCGAUCUCUCGAUCGUCAUUGAAGGGGCCCAAGCGGAAUCGUCGUCGACGGUGUCUGUCACGUGUUCGUCAUGUAUUGGAACGAGGUAUUGCGACUGCUGGUGCUGCAGGUAUCCCUGGCCGUCCUUGUCGCCGGGAAAUCCAUUUCGCGGAUGUCGAACGGACACGAGGCUGUCGAAGAGAGCGAUCUAAACGGAAACACCGUUCCAUUCACUCUCGAGGAGACCUACGACCAGAGUUUUCGUGCGACCGGCUUCAACGGUAGCUGGAUAUCUAACACGGAGAUACUUUAUAACGAUGACCACACCGGUGACAUUCGUAUAUUCGAUGCUACGUCGGGGACCAGUUCGAUCUUCCUCGACUCGUCCAUAUUGAGCCCGUACGACAAGCCUUCGUUGAGCAUCUCCUUCGACAGGUCGUACGUUCUGAUUGGCUACGACUUCGUCAACGGAUUCAGGUACUCGACGUUCCAGAAGUUCGACGUUUACAACGUGAAAAGCAAACAAUAUAUAACCCUCGCUGAUGGCGAACGUUUGGCAUUGGGCUCAUGGUCGCCCACCAGAAACGCUGUGGUCUACGUUCUGCAAAACGACAUUUAUUAUCAAACGUUCUCCGAAACUGGCAGCAAGGUUCGAAGGUUGACGCACACGGGGGUUCCAGGUGUUAUUUACAAUGGCGUGCCCGAUUGGGUCUACGAAGAGGAAGUCCUAGACUCCGCUGUCGCUCUCUGGUUCUCUCCCAAUGGAGAUUACCUAGCUUUCGCGUCCUACAACGACACCGAAGUGAAAGAUGUCGUGAUGCUGUACUAUGGAACACCAGGCAGCAUGAAGAAUCAAUACCCCACGGAAGUGAAAAUCAAAUAUCCCAAGGCUGGCAGUCCAAAUCCAAUCGUGUCUCUAACCGUCGCUAGUUUGAUUAAUUCGUCCGUCGAAUCGCGUAAACUCGAGCCUCCCGUUAACGUCGUCGGCGUGGAUAAUAUUCUCUAUACGGUGAGCUGGGGGGACAACGAGUACGUGGCAGCUACCUGGACGAACAGGGUGCAGACCAAGGCUCAGACCGUGUAUUACAGCACCGGAGAAAUAGCGUUCAACGACGUGGAGACGGAGGUUCUGGAUCACAUGUACCAGGAGGAACUCUCAGGAUGGUUGCGUAUCCUACCAUCCGUGUUCUCCAAUCGAUACGCCAUUGUUCUGCAGCUCGAGGACUCCGGCACGGACGCUGGACGAUUCGUCCACGCGAUCAGAUUCAAGUACGACACCGAUGGGAGGCUUCUUUCGAAGAGGGAUCUGACCCCGGUCGCGGCCGAAGUAAUGUAUAUCGCGGCCGUGAACAAACAGAGGGGGAUAUUGUACUAUGUGGGGACUGGGGUUGGCAAACCGACGCACAGGAACCUUUACUCGGUGCCUUUGGACGGCAGUCGAGAACCAGAAUGCGUCUCCUGCAACGUACCCACGCCAGAAGGACACACUUGCAGCUUCGUCUACGCGUACUUUUCCGACGACAGUUCGCAUUACACGUUGAACUGCGCGGGGCCAGACCCAUCGACCGUGAUGAUCUUCGACACGGCGAGUCACCGAUUGCUGUACACUUGGGAGAGGAAUCGAUCUCUGAGGCAGAAACUGGCCACUCGUAUGCAACCACUUAUCAAAAAUCUCCAAAUCAGGGUGAACGGGUACGACUGCAACGUGAGAUUGUAUUUGCCGCACGACUUCGACGACAGAAAGUCCUACCCUCUGCUGAUCAACGUAUACGCUGGUCCGAACACUGUGAGGAUCACCGAGGCGAACACGCACGGUUUCGAGUCGUACAUGACGACCAACAGGAGCGUAAUUUACGGCCACAUCGAUGGCCGUGGGUCCGCCUAUAAGGGUAGCAAGAUGCUUUUCGAGAUCUAUCGACGCAUGGGCACCGUGGAGAUCGAGGACCAAAUAGCCGUCACGCGGGCGCUCCAAGACACGUACGCUUGGAUCGAUGGAAACAGAACCGCGAUAUGGGGAUGGAGCUAUGGCGGUUUCGCGACGGCCAUGACACUGGCCACCGACAAGGAUUCAGUUUUCAAGUGCGGUAUAUCGGUCGCACCUGUUUCAUCCUGGAUUUAUUAUGACUCCAUCUACACGGAGCGUUACAUGGGCCUCCCGACGCUCGAGGAUAAUCUGAGGGGCUACAACGGCACGGACGUUAACAGAAAGGUGGAGGGUAUCCGUGGCAAAAAGUUCCUGUUGAUACACGGCACCGGGGACGACAACGUGCACUACCAGCAGUCCCUGGCCCUGAACAAGGCUCUCGUGCAAAAGGUCAUCGUGUUCGAGUUGCAGACCUACACGGACGAGGCUCACGGCCUGACCGGGGUCUCUCCUCACCUUUACCACACCAUGGACCGAUUUUGGAGCAAUUGCUUGGGCUAUUCGCGCGAUCACUGACCCGAAUCGCUUCCGGAUCACCAAACUGGGUGGGGGAACCAUUCAACCACGUUAGCUGCCUACCGUAACCGUCGAUGUAACUCCGUGGGCGUUGCUCGAUCAACGAGAGAUUAAUCCGUGAAUCUGCUACGAGUUUCGUUCGUUGUCGUUCGAACGACCGCCUUGAAUCAUUCGGGUGACGCUGGACCGAUUUUAACACCGUGGAACACGGUCAAAGAUCGAAGAUGAACGAAACUAACGCAUUGUACAACUUUUUAAUUAUUUUUAAAUACAAUAUAAGAAUGAUAUUUUUGUGGAAAUUUUUGUAAAACGUAGGAAUGCUCCAACGACUAAAUGGCUGUACUCAGGUAAAUAGUUAUUUUUCUAUUUUUAAUAUCGAGCCGUUGAACGCGCGUUUAAUUAACGUUCCGCAGUGUUUUAUUCGCGGAUCGGUUAUUCGCGCGGAAGUCCUUCGCGUACGAUGGUCUCAUUUUUGGCGCUGAUUCGAAAUCCCUCUUUGUAACGUUUUCUGGUCGAAUUGACCGUACGCCGGGACAGAAAUACAAAAAUGCGUUACCUGUGGACCAUCGAGCGGAACAGCUGACGAAAAUUCAAUAUUUCGUAGACUAAUAUUUAUUCAUUUUUCACCAUCGAAUCUAGUUUUCCAAACAACCGGGGAACACAUAUUUUCGUUAAACGUUUCCCCCUCUCGAUUAAACGUUA
Messenger RNA from Colletes gigas, 3316 nucleotides. Its product is annotated as venom dipeptidyl peptidase 4. Lineage: Eukaryota; Metazoa; Arthropoda; Insecta; Hymenoptera; Colletidae. The transcript is spliced from 13 exons. Gene Ontology annotation, biological process: proteolysis. The coding region runs from base 266 to 2614 and encodes 782 amino acids. Gene Ontology annotation, molecular function: dipeptidyl-peptidase activity; serine-type peptidase activity. The record is from RefSeq and is a predicted model, not a curated record.